CCGUAAAAGUCUACCUAUUGCCCGUUACAACGUUUCAAUGCGCGAGGAUAAUGAUAUCGUCACCCCGAGAGGCGACAAUGGUUCGUUGCCGCUGUUUAACAUGCUGAUGUAUUUUGUAACAGUAGAGAGAAAGAAAGACUGAUCUACUGCGCCGGCACUGCAGGUUGAAGCUUGAACGGGUUUCGCAUGUUACGAAGGGGGUAGUUUUUGCAACACUAUGCUAGGAGAGUGGAGAGGCGUGACUAAGCGGACAAGGGUGUGACCCUUCUCUGUGAUUGGUGGACAGAGAUUGAUGGUUGACAGACAGACGGAUAAAGAGAACGAGACAGACAGGAGAGGAGAGACGGAGAGAGAGAUGGCUCACAACGUCAACUUUGACCUGACUGCUCAACACAUGGAGGCUGGCCUGGAGAGCCCAGCGGAUGAAGAGGGGGUCCAUGACUCCUUUAACCAGCUGAUAGAGGAUCAGAGACAGGAAGCCUUUGAGCUGCAGGAACUACAGAGAGACCUGGACGAGGAGGAAAGAGACAGGGUAGCGUACCUGUCCAGCCCUGGUCGGGAGAUGUGGCGUGGGAGCCAGGGGAGAGGUGAGGAGGAGGAGGGGAGACAGUUGGACCCCCUUAUAGAGGAACGCUGGUCCUCCGCUACCCUCAAAGUCCUCUCCUCCAUGCCCAGCCGCACCAUCGGUCGUAGUCGAGGUGCUAUUAUCUCUCAGUACUAUAACAAGACCAUGAAGUUGAGAAGACGCAGACAGAGCAGGCCUUCCAUAAAAGACUUUUCCCGCUCUGCACGGCCCAGUAUCCGUGGUUACGGCAUGGAGUCAGACUGCAUGGAGACCGAGGGCGUGGAUGAGGAGGGGCGUAAGCGUGACCAACUGGUCAACAACCUUCAGAACCUCUCUCUGAGUGACCGGGUCAGGAUGCUGCGAGCCAUGCCUCUCUCUGUGGCAGAGAAGAGUGAACUCAGGAGGUUGGCUGGCAGGAAGGGUCAACGCUCCAAUCACAGUCAGAUCCCGUGCUGCAGCCAGCUCAAGUAUCACAUCAUCAUCGCUCUGAGACAGAGCUGGUACAGCUGUCUCUCCUUCCUCCACUCCCUGCAGCUGUGGCAGGUGGCGCUGAAGAGGGUGAGCGGUCGUUUCGGCACCGGCGUCCUCUCUUACUUCCUGUUCGUCAAGACCCUCCUCUUCUUCAACAUCUUCCUGUUCCUGGUCACGGGUUUGUUCCUGGCCCUGCCCCAGGCAGUACACCCCCCCACGUUAACCCAGGGACACGAAGCCUUCUCUGGGCUGGAGCUGCUCACUGGAGGGGGUUAUUUCUCAGACUCAGUGAUGUACUAUGGUUACUAUAGUAACUCUACCCUGUAUAAGGACUGUAGAGUCACUAGUAGCAGUAUGGACCAGCAGCCCAGUCCCUCUGUAUCUAGAAGGACAAUGGAAACAGACUGUGGAGUGAAGCUGUCCUAUAACAUGCCCCUGGCAUACUUCUUCACCAUAGGAGUGGCUUUCUUCAUCACCUGCAUCAUCCUCGUCUACAGCAUGUCCAAGUCGUUUGGUCAGAGCUUCCGUAUAGACAAGUCACAUGGUAUCCUGGCGAUGAAGGUGUUCUGUUCCUGGGACUUUAAAGUCAUCAAGAAGACCUCCGUCAAACUCCGCUCUGAAAACAUCUGCACUCAACUCAGGGAGUUGUUAGAGGAGACUAAUCGUAAGCAUGUCCAGAAGACUGUGUGUCAGAGAACAGGACGUGUGUUAGUACAUGUUCUGGCGUGGUUCAUCUGUAUAGGCAGCACAGUGGCCUGUGUUCUAGCUCUCUACUACUUCUCUGAGUACAUGCACAAGGACCUCCAGUACAGAUCUCGUAUUCCCACUAAGGACCCUCUCCUGAAGGAAGCCAGUCUGUUAGCCCUGCCGGUCGUAGUGUCUCUCAUCAACCUCCUGCUCCCUGGUCUCUUCAACGCUACUGCCUGGAUGGAGGAGUACGACUCGCCCAGCGUAAACACAUACGUCGCCAUCAGCAGGAACCUGAUGUUGAAAGUGAGCGUGCUCGUAGUGCUGUGCUUUCAUUGGCUGGGCCGGAUCGCUUCUGACCCCCACAGCAUCGGCCUGCAGUGCUGGGAGAGUUUUGUAGGACAAGAGCUGUACCGUUUCCUCCUCAUGGACUUCAUCUUUACCAUACUGGACACCUGCUUUGGAGAGUUCCUCUGGAGGUUGUUUUCUCAGAGGGUGUUGAAGAGGAAAAGAAAGCCUGUGUUUGACAUCUCCAGGAACGUGUUGGAACUCAUCUACGGACAGACACUGGCCUGGUUGGGGGUGUUGUUCACUCCUCUGCUUCCUGCUGUACAGAUCAUCAAACUGCUGCUUCUCUUCUACAUGAAGCAGACUAGUGUGAUGAUGAACUGCCAGUCCCCUAGGAAGCCCUAUAGAGCCAGUCAGAUGAGCACCAUCUUCAUCACUCUCCUCUGCUGCCCUUCCUUCCUGGGGGCUGCUGUUUGUGUCAGCUACACCAUGUGGAGUAUCCGUCCGUCUGAGUCAUGCGGGCCGUUCCGUAGCCUGUCCACUAUGUUCCAGUCAGGGAAGCUGUGGGUGAAGGAGUUGGAGACACACAGCCCUAACCUGGCCUGGUUAGCCUGGGCUCACAGCUACAUAGUGGAGAACCCUCUGUUUCUGUUCCUGGCUGCUGGGAUCUUCCUGAUAGUGAUUUACUUCAACACCCAGGUGGUGGAUGGACAGAGGAAGAUAAUCAGUCUGCUGCAGGAGCAAAUAGAAAACGAGGGGGAGGAUAAGAAGUUCCUGAUCACUCGUCUCCAGGCCAUCCACCAGCAGAAACGACCCCUCUCCCCUCGCAGACUCACCAGUCAGGUCAGUCAGGAUUCCAACGGCUAGCAUUCCAACUACUGAAACAGCAUUCUCUCCCUUCUCCGUGGAGGGAAUAUCUCAGUAGAUCUCUGAAUAUCCUUUGGAAAAUGUCCUGAAUGGACCAACCUGGAUGUAACUCUCCUCUCCUGCCUCUGGGGAAGAGUUGUUAAGGAAUUAUUCAACUGGAGAACUAUUCUCUGAGGAUGUCGUCUUUCCCAGGAAGCUGAGUUGGGACUGGGACUAGAAAGGAAUUUACUUCUUUACAAUAACAAAUCCCACAUACGCCAAAAUAUGAUUCUGAUAGGAUCCACACUCUUUCCCAGGAAUCUGGUCCUUAUAAGGAUUGGGAAUAGGAUUGGGAAUGGGACAAAGCAGGUUUUUUUUACACCUCAUAGGGAAAGACCACUGUCUUUAUAGGAUCUUACUAUGGCCAAGCCAUAGGCUACACCUUACUGUAACUAGGCUACACCUUACUGUAACUAGGCUACACCUUACUGUAACUAGGCUACACCUUACUGUAACUAGGCUACAUAGGAAAAUACCACUGAGUUUAUAUGAACUUACUAUGGCCAAGCCAUAAGCUACACCUUACUGUUUAUUCUUCAUAUAAUAUGACAGGACAUGCCACUGUCACAAAACAAUGGUUUAUCGAAGCUCAAUACUUUCAGCCAAGGAUCUUUGUCCUUUUUUAAAACUUGGAUUGGAACCCCUGGUCAUGAGAGGAUGUAGGGGUGAAGAGGUGAGGAAACGAGACUGGGAUACGGUCUGCUUGUAGGGACACAGAACGGAAUGCGUUUUUUACAAACAACAUUUUUUCCCCUCACAACUUUGAAUAGGGAACAUAUCAAAUGCCAAGAAGCUGCCAACAUUGCACAAAGGAUUACAACAGUGUACAUUGUUAAGCAGGGUGAAUUCUGUGAAAUAUAGGAAUUGUAUUUUUUAAUUGUAAAUAGUAUGUUUGUUUUUUUAAUUACUUUAAUGUUUUUAUUGUAUAAACUGGUAUUUUGUCAACAGCCCUUUCAUACCAACUGUGAACAAAUAGGUUAUUUCUUUCCGUUUCUGAUAUAAAAUGUUUUUGAUAUGUUUUUAUGUUAAUUGGUGGUCAGUCUUGUCUCUGCUUCUGAAAUGGCACUCUUCCCUACAUAGUGCACAACUUUAUAGGGCGCUGGUCUUAAGUAGUGCACUAUGUAGAGAAUAGGGUACCUUUUUGGAUGCAUCCUCUGUUUACUGUCUCUGUAGGAGGAAUCCACCUCUUAGUAUCGGGUGAUCUGAUUGGUUCGUUCAAACAGGAAAUGGUCUUAGAAGAUCAACCACUGGAACAGUACGUUAUUUGAAUCUCUUUUUGUUUUUAAGUUGUUUUAUUGUUUGUUUAUUUUAUACGCAAUUAAAUGUUUUACCAUA
Molecule: messenger RNA, 4252 nt
Organism: Salvelinus fontinalis (brook trout)
Lineage: Eukaryota; Metazoa; Chordata; Actinopteri; Salmoniformes; Salmonidae
Product: transmembrane channel-like protein 6
Exons: 22
Coding region: 293-2878 (861 amino acids)
Cellular component (GO): plasma membrane
Molecular function (GO): mechanosensitive monoatomic ion channel activity
Source: RefSeq, a predicted model, not a curated record